GCUCCACCGCGUGUCCCACUCCCACCACCCCCGCUCUCCCGUCCGUCCGCGCGCUUCCCCCCAUGCGAGAUCACCGUCUCCUCCGCCUCCUCCUCGUUGGCUCGUCCUCUUCCCCCAUCCGCCUCUCUCUCUCUCUCUCUUUCUCUCUCUCUCCAGUCUCCUCCACUCUCCUCUCUUCGAGAGCCGCUCGCGACGCGAGCCUCUUGGAGCGCGCGCCCUAUAACUAGGCACCCGUGUCCCCGUCCCGGAUCUCCCCCCCACCCGUCGCUCCGCCCCGUCCCCAUUUUGGAUGGAUUCCAUUGGUAUAAAUCGCGCCCCGCUGGGUUCCUCCUCCUCCGCCGCCGCCGUGACAGCUCGUCGAGGCAUCGCGCUCCGCCCGGCUCGCCGCUCCGUCGCGAGUACGAACCGUGUGGGUGUGGCGACGAUCGGCUUCGGGGACGCGUCUGGGCUCAGAGCGUGUUCUGAGAAGGUUAGGCGAUUUGAUUCUGUACGAAGCACCACGGCGAGAGCUCAGAACGGGAACGCUGGGAGAAGCAUGACCGAGGAAAGAGGAUGUACAAUGUCUGAUACUGAAAUGCCAUUUAAAUAUUCCUCUGGUAAAGCCUUCCCAUUAGGAGUGUCUCAAGUUGAAGGCGGGCUGAACUUCGCACUUUUCUCUCAGCAUGCUUCUUCUGUCAUUCUCUGCUUAAAGCUUCCUGGGAGGGGAACUGAAGAUGAGAAAGGUGCAGAUGUUGUCGAGUUUGUUUUAGACCAGCAGAAGAACAAAACUGGGGAUAUAUGGCAUGUGAUAGUGGAGGGCUUGCCUGCUUCUGGUGUUCUUUAUGGGUAUCGUGUUGGUGGCCCUCAAGGAUGGGACCAAGGCCAUAGAUUUGAUAGCAGCACUGUUCUUCUGGACCCUUAUGCAAAAUUAGUUUCUGGUCGAAAGUACUUUGGGGUUGCUGAAGAGAAGUCAAGCCAGCAUUUUGGAACAUAUGAUUUUGAUAGCUCUCCUUUUGAUUGGGGUGAUGACUACAGGCUUCCGAAUUUGCCUGAGGCAGAUCUAGUCAUAUAUGAAAUGAACGUCCGUGCUUUCACCGCGGAUGAGUCAAGUGGCCUUGAUUCGACUUCUCGUGGAAGCUAUCUUGGUCUCAUUGAUAAAAUCCCUCAUUUGCUGGAACUUGGCGUUAAUGCAGUGGAACUACUUCCUGUUUUUGAGUAUGAUGAGCUGGAAUUCAAGAGGUACCCCAACCCAAGGGACCACAUGGUCAAUACAUGGGGCUAUUCUACGAUAAACUUUUUUGCACCCAUGAGCCGUUAUGCUAGUGCCGGUGGUGGACCAGUGGCUGCUUCCAAAGAGCUCAAGCAGAUGGUCAAAGAAUUGCAUAAAGCUGGCAUAGAGGUUAUUCUGGAUGUUGUUUACAACCAUACAAAUGAGGCGGAUGAUGCUCACCCGUAUAUGACUUCUUUCCGUGGCAUUGAUAACAAGGUCUAUUACAUGUUAGACCUGAACAAAAAUGCUGAACUACUGAACUUCUCAGGCUGCGGGAAUACACUGAACUGCAACCAUCCUGUUGUCAAGGAGCUCAUUCUUGACAGCUUGAGACACUGGGUUGAGGAGUAUCACAUAGAUGGAUUUCGAUUUGACCUUGCAAGUGUUCUUUGUCGUGGACCAGAUGGUUGUCCUCUUGAUGCACCUCCACUCAUCAAGGAAAUUGCCAAAGAUGCUGUAUUAUCUAGAUGUAAGAUCAUUGCUGAACCUUGGGAUUGCGGCGGCCUUUAUCUCGUAGGGCGUUUCCCUAACUGGGACAGGUGGGCUGAAUGGAACGGCAAAUACAGAGAUGAUCUUCGAAGAUUUAUUAAGGGUGACCCUGGUAUGAAGGGGGUGUUUGCGACUCGUGUGUCUGGAUCUGCUGAUCUCUAUCAGGUGAACGAGCGGAAGCCUUACCAUGGUGUAAAUUUUGUGAUUGCACAUGAUGGAUUUACUUUAUGUGACCUUGUUUCUUACAACUUAAAGCACAAUGAUGCUAAUGGAGAAGGUGGCUGUGAUGGAUGCAAUGACAACUUUAGCUGGAACUGUGGUGUUGAAGGAGAAACAAAUGAUCUGAAUGUGUUAAGUCUGCGUUCAAGACAAAUGAAAAACUUCCAUGUAGCUUUAAUGAUUUCUCAGGGCACCCCAAUGAUGUUGAUGGGCGAUGAAUAUGGUCAUACACGUUAUGGGAACAACAAUAGCUAUGGACAUGAUACUUGCAUUAAUAAUUUCCAAUGGGAACAGUUGGAACAAAGAAGAGAUGGCCAUUUCAGGUUUUUCUCAGAGAUGAUAAAGUUUCGUCACAGCAACCCAAUAUUAAGACGAGACAGGUUUCUUAAUAAAAACGAUGUCACCUGGCACGAGGAUUGUUGGGAGAACCAGGAAAGCAAAUUUUUGGCAUUCACAGUACAUGAUCACAACUCUGGUGGAGAUAUCUAUUUGGCAUUCAAUGCACAUGACUAUUUUGUGGACGCUGUAAUUCCCCCACCACCACACCAUAAAUGUUGGAACCGUGUGGUGGAUACCAACCUGGAAUCACCAAAUGAUAUUGUACCAGAAGGGGUGCCAUUUACAGGACCAAAAUACAGAAUUGCUCCAUACUCUUCCAUUCUGCUCAAGGCAAAGCCUUAGAAAAGUUAGUAGUUGAGAGCAUAAAAAUAAUGCCACCAAUGCUGGCUUGGUUGGUUAAUAACAGGUUGAUCACAUUAGCAGUCUGCACUUCAAAAAGGCAACAGGUAUAGAGAAUGUCUAAUAACAACUGCCGAAUCAUAGUUGGCUUUGGCAGAUGAGGCCACUUUUGGCAUUCAGGAAUUUCUUCCAGUUAUUACUGUAGGAAUGAAUGGGCUAGGGCUUAGGGCCCUCUGGGGGCAGCAAAGCUCGAGGUGUCGUCUCGGUUUCAUGUGAGCGUGACCUGGCUAUGGUCACCCUAUCAUUUAUCAAGGUCCUGUUUCGUAAUAAUGUGUCAUCAAACACUCAACUCCCAUGAGAAUGUAUGCCAGCAUCUAUUUUGCUGGAAAUUCAUGAAAAAAAGGAACAAUGCUAUUAGUCCCAUGAAGUAUGAACA
Messenger RNA from Oryza sativa Japonica Group (Japanese rice), 3071 nucleotides. Lineage: Eukaryota; Viridiplantae; Streptophyta; Magnoliopsida; Poales; Poaceae. The record is from RefSeq and is a predicted model, not a curated record.